AGAGUGCAACAAGUGAAAGUGAUUUUUCAGAAGAAGUAAAUUCUUCAUCAUUUCCUGUCCUAAAAAUCCCUCAUUAGGUAGUGACCGGUGAGUGCUGGCUGGUUUUGGCUGGAUUAAACACACCCUAAAUUCUUGUUUGAAAUAAAUAGGGGCUGUACAUGAGCAGAAUAAAGAGAUAAUCUAGGCUUUGCAAGAAAACAGUCAUUUUAUCGGUGUUUUGUUGAGCUCUCUGAAUAACCACCCACACAUUUCCAUUGUUUUGUUCCUGGGCUUCAUCUGCCAGAUGAAAUGCUUCCCACAUUUAUUUUCAGGUCCUGAGAGAGGCAAAUAUGUCAGGAAUUUAAAUGAGUCCAACAGCAGCACCAGAUGGAGCUGGGUAUUGGGAAAGCUGGAAGAGGGGCAGGGGAAGAAGAAGAUAGAUAAUAAACAUGUGCUUUUUAAAUAUUAUCAACAGCGAGAUUUUCAUGAGUGUCUGCUUGUCCCAAGCUGGAAUAGCAGGUGUUAAAGGGGGCUGUGAGUGUGGCUGCAAAGAGAGACUAAAAAAACAGUCAUGUUAAGUCUAAAACUGCUCUCCACGUAGAGCACGCCUGAAAACCUGCUGGAUUUGCUGUUUGCUCGGAGAUUCUCCCUCCUUGCAAAGUGUUUCUCCACAAAUUCUUCCAGGAAAGCCCAAGGUGUACCAAGGUGUGAGGGUGAAGAUCACAGUCAAGGAGUUGCUGCAGCAGAGGAGAGCACGACAAGCAGCUGCUGGUUCAGCAGUGAGUAAAAAUAUUGUGGUGAUGGCUUGGUACCUUCUCUUUUAAUGAUUUUUUUUUUUUUUUUUUUGCCAGGACUGUAAUCUCAGGACCAAAAUCUGAGUGUAACAGGCUGGUGAGGAUGGGGGAAAGGAACAUUCAGUCAGAGUAGCUGCAGCAGUGACCUAAAGGAGUGAGAAUCUGAGGAGUACAGGGAGAAAGCAGAGCUGCUGCUGCUCCAGAAAAGUCACUCCCUCCAGAAUGAAAGCACACCUGGGCAGCCCCAUCCCUUCUGGAGGAGGGGCUGGAGCUCUGUGUGCACACACACACCUGCACAUUCCCUCUCAUUCCCUCUUCCAGCCUUUGUAGGAUUCCUCCAGCUCCAGCCACUCAGGGCAUUUGCAUAAAGAGCUUGGCAAAUCAUUAUUUCUUCCUGGUUCAUGACAUUGCAGCUCUUGGAGCCCUUCACAUUUCAGCUUCUGCACUUUGUUGCAGCUGAUUGCACAAAAAUCAGCCUGAGAUCCAGGGGUGAAGAGAAUUGUCAGGUUUUGGAAACGCUGGGUCACUGCUCCCCUGCAGCCCCAGCAGCAGCAGCCUCUUCAUCACAGCCAGGUGUCCCAGGGCUGCGUGGAACCGGUUUUCACUUCCCACCAGCACUUCACACAACCCCUGUGGUGCCCACACAGGAAAAAGUGAAAAGCGGCGGUGAGGGAAGUCACCUCGGUGACCUGCACAAGGUUCCUUGGGACAGCAGCAGCAGCAGCAGCAUCCAGUUUGCAGAGUCUGUGUCUCCGCCUCACCCAGAGCCUUUUGAAGCAGAAGCCAUCCCUCCUGUGCCCAGCUGCUGCCCGUCCUGGCAGUUUUCCAGCUGCCUGUCCUGUGAGGAAAGCCCUGGAUACCUGGAGCAGCUGAUAGACUCCUGCCUGCAGUCGGAUGCACCCUCUGAGCCAGCCUUCAGUGCCUUCCAGCCAUCCCCACACUACACCCCAGACACCUUCCAGCCAGUCCAGCUCUGCUUCAACCAGGGCCUGCCUGCCAGCUCUCCCAGCUCAGCCGACCUGCCCAGCCCGUGGAGCUCCAGCUGCUCUCCCCCCCAGCUCUCUCCCCUCACCCCGCUGACCCCCAGCCCACCCUACAGCUGCCCCAUGGAGGAGUGGCCCUGCCACCCGCCGUGUCCCUUGCCCAGCCCCGUGUGCUGCUGCCCUGCCUGUGGCUCACAGGGCAGGGACAGCAGGGGCCCGCAGUGCUGCCCCUGCCCCAGCACGGACUGCCUGGAGCUGCUGCCACCCCUGGCCCUGGCCGAGGACUUCUUCAGGAGGGACAGGAGCUGUGACAUUUGCUACAGCUAAUGGGGACUGUGGUUUCACACAUCCACUCUAUCCAAAUCAGAUUAAAUUGCCCAUGAACUAUGCAAAGUUGUGCUGCCUAACACAGCCCAGUUUAUUCUUCACUACUCACACGUUUUUACACGAUGCUGUCACUACAUUGAUCUACGGUCAGGGGGGUUUUGUUGGUGGUCUGGUGGUUUGGUGGGGUUAUUUUUCCCUGUUUUUUUUCCAUUGUUGCUGUUUUUUAAACUAAAUCUGAAGCUGCCUUAUCAAACACUUGUUCUUAAACCAGCUUUUUUUUGAUACAAAUAAAUCAUUUGGUGUAAAUGCUGAA
Haemorhous mexicanus (house finch) is the source of this 2396-nucleotide messenger RNA. RefSeq names its product POU class 2 homeobox associating factor 3 (gene POU2AF3). The transcript has 4 exons. Gene Ontology annotation, cellular component: cytoplasm. NCBI's taxonomy places the organism in Eukaryota, Metazoa, Chordata, Aves, Passeriformes, Fringillidae. Gene Ontology annotation, molecular function: POU domain binding; DNA binding. The record is from RefSeq and is a predicted model, not a curated record. The coding region runs from base 1175 to 2083 and encodes 302 amino acids.